Messenger RNA from Trichobilharzia regenti, 957 nucleotides. The record is from the annotation of a GenBank genome assembly. Lineage: Eukaryota; Metazoa; Platyhelminthes; Trematoda; Strigeidida; Schistosomatidae.
AUGUCUCCUGUUUAUGUACAUUUUAUGUAUCAGAAAAUAAAUAAACAAGCAUCUGCUCGAGUACCAAAAGCACCUCCUACUGGAGGUACACAAAACUCUAACCUCCCGAUUGCAAGCAGACACGAUGGUGGACGCUCAAAAACUGUUAUUAGUCCACCAGCAGGAUUGCAAUCAUUACGACGUAAUAUGUCUAUCACUGAAACUACAGUUGAAACACCAGUUUCAUUUUAUUCUAAAGCUAAAGAUUAUUGGAGUCAUGUUUCACCAACUGUUGAUGGCAUGUUAUCUGGUUAUACUUCAUUGAAUGUACCAGAUAUAGCUGAUUCGGAAGCAUUUCUUGAUGAAUUUGGACCGAGUACAACUGCUUAUGCAUUAGAUUGUGGUGCAGGUAUUGGACGUGUUACUAAACAAUUAUUACUACCUCGUUUCUCUAUUGUUGAUAUGGUUGAAUUGACACAGUUAUUUCUUGAUCAAACAGAAGAUUACAUUGGUCCAACACAUUUUUCAAGGGUUGGUGAACGAUUUUGCAUGGGUUUACAAGAAUUCACACCACCAACUGGACGAUAUGAUUUAAUCUGGAUUCAGUGGGUGUUAGGACAUUUAUCCGAUUUAGCCUUAUUAGCAUUUUUAAAACGUUGUGCACAUGGUCUAUCGCCUGGUGGUGUAAUUGUCAUUAAAGAAAAUGUUACAUCCACUGGUGGACAUGAUGAAAAUGCAGUGAUUAAUUCAACUGAAGUCAAUUUUGAUGAAAUUGACAGUAGUUAUACACGACCACGUUCUGCAUAUAUUAAAGUGUUUAAAGAUGCUGGUUUAAAGUUAAUCGGUGAAAAAGCACAAACCAAUUUUCCAUUAUCGCUGUAUCCAGUAAGAAUGUUUGCUCUCUGCUGUGAUGGAAAACCGAAAGCAUCACCGACAGCAUUGGUUGCACCACCGUCAUCAGCAGUGUUAAGCGCUUAA